This is a messenger RNA of Nanorana parkeri, 14722 nucleotides long. RefSeq names its product FAT atypical cadherin 1 (gene FAT1). NCBI's taxonomy places the organism in Eukaryota, Metazoa, Chordata, Amphibia, Anura, Dicroglossidae. Gene Ontology annotation, molecular function: calcium ion binding. Gene Ontology annotation, biological process: homophilic cell-cell adhesion. The coding region runs from base 7 to 13863 and encodes 4618 amino acids. Gene Ontology annotation, cellular component: plasma membrane; cell-cell junction. The transcript has 28 exons. The record is from RefSeq and is a predicted model, not a curated record.
UCCAUCAUGGGGAAAUACUUGACCACACUGCUCUUACUGAUGUUACUGCAACAUUUUGGGGACUGUGACAAAAGCCAUGGACUGCAUUCUCCUGCAUCAUUUCAGUUUACACAGCACCAGUACAACGCCACUAUCUACGAGAAUUCUGCUGCAAAGACUUAUGUGGGCCACCCGACAAAAAUGGGUGUUUAUCUUAAAAACCCUUCUUGGGACAUUAAGUACAAAAUAGUCUCUGGGGACAAUGAAAACCUUUUUAAAGCUGAAGAGCACAUUUUGGGGGACUUUUGCUUCCUGAGGAUACGAACCAAGGGAGGUAACACAGCAAUCCUCAACAGGGAGGUCAGAGACCACUACCUUCUUUCUGUCAAAGCUGUGGAGAAGAACUCCAAUAAUGAAGCACGCACAAAAGUUAGGGUUCAAGUGCUGGACACAAAUGAUUUGAGACCAUUGUUUUCACCCACCUUGUACAGCGUUUCUCUGCUUGAAAACACAGCAAUAAGGACCAGCAUUGCGAAAGUCAGUGCAACAGAUGCCGACAUUGGUACCAAUGGGGAAUUCUACUAUAGCUUUAAAGAAAGGACUGACAUGUUUGCUAUUCAUCCUACUAGCGGUGCUAUUAUACUAACUGGAAGACUUGACUACUCUGAUACCAAGCAGUACAAUAUGGAAAUCCUCGCAGUUGACAGAGGAAUGAAGUUAUAUGGAAGUAGCGGCAUUAGUAGUAUGGCCAGGCUGAACAUUCAUGUGGAACAAGCCAAUGAACAUGCCCCUAUUAUCUCUGCUGUUACACUCACUCCCUCUGAACAUGAUAAAGAUCUAACAUAUGCGAUUUUAUCUGUUGAUGACUAUGACCAAGGGCCCAAUGGAGAAAUUGCAUCCCUAAGCAUUAUUGCAGGCGAUCCCUUUAUGUAUUUUAGAACCAACAGAACUUCCCCUGGAAGCAAAGAAUAUAGGAUUGUAGCUCUUAUGGAGAUUGAUUGGGAUACACAUGCAUAUGGAUUUAACUUGACUCUGCAAGCUAAGGACAAGGGCUCUCCACCGCAGUUUUCUCCUCCCAAGGUCAUCCACGUAACAUCUUCAAAAUAUAAACAUGGGCCACUAAAGUUUGAAAAAGAUGUUUACAAGGCAGAAGCGAGUGAGUUUGCACCCCCCAAUACACCCAUUGUUAUGGUUAAAGCUAUGCCAAGUCACCCACAUUUACAGUAUGUUUUUAAAUAUGCUUCAGAUAGAAGUAAAUUCAAUUUAAACCCAAACACUGGCCUCAUAACAACUUUGCUGCCCAUAAGGGCAAAACAUUCCUCACACAUUGAACUGAAUGUUAUGACCAGUGACAAAAAAGCAUACACAAAAGUAAUGAUAAAAGUCCUUAGCACAAACAGCAACCCACCUGAGUUCACCCAAACCUCUUAUAAAGCUCUAGUGGAUGAGAAUGUCCCAUUAGGUAGCCCUGUGCUUACCGCCACUGCUAUUGACCCUGAUGAAGGGGAAAAUGGUUAUAUCACAUACAGCAUUGCUAAUCUUAAUCCAGUACCCUUUGUCAUUGAUGCUUUCUCUGGUGUGGUUAGUACUGCAGAAGAAUUGGAUUAUGAGCUGAUGCCAAGAGUCUAUAACUUAAAAAUAAGGGCAUCUGACUGGGGAUUACCUUACCGCAGAGAGGUCGAAACUCCUGUCACAGUGACUUUAAAUAAUUUAAAUGACAACAUACCAAUGUUUGAGAAAAUAAAUUGCGAAGGUUCUGUACCCAAGGAUCUUGGCGUUGGGGAACAUAUAACUACUGUUUCUGCUAUUGAUGCCGAUGAACUCCAGCUGGUAAAAUACAAAAUAGAAUCUGGGAAUGAGUUUGAUUUGUUUACACUGAAUCCUAAUUCAGGAGUCCUUUCCUUAAAACAGCCGCUUACCGAAGGCCCUGGAGCUAAAGUUUCCUUUUACAGUUUGAAAAUAACUGCUACGGAUGGAGAAAACGUAGCCAAAUCAAUCUAUAUUAAUAUUACUGUGACUUCCAGCCGUAAGGCUGUUCACUUGCAGUGUGAAGAAACUGGAGUUGCCAAAAUACUUGCUGAGAAACUUCUUCAAGCCAAUAAGUUAUUUAAUCGUGGAUCACUAGAGGAAACUUAUUUUGACAGCCACUUGACAAAUUCACAUGCGCCUCAGUUUGUAAGCACACUUCCUAGCAGAAUUGUAAUCAAAGAGAAUGCGGCUGUGGGAUCGGGUGUAAUCCGUAUGGAAGCUGAUGACCUUGACUCUGGUUUUAACGGCAAGCUGGUAUACGCUAUUUCAGGAGGUAACAAUGAUAGCUGCUUUACUAUAGACAUGGAAAAUGGUUGGUUACAGAUUCUUUCACCACUUGAUAGAGAACAGAAAAAUCAGUACACAUUGAAUAUUACAGCUUAUGACCUUGGGAUACCACAAAAAUCAGCUUGGCAUCUUUUGGACAUUGGAAUUCUUGAUGCUAAUGACAACCCUCCAGAGUUUCUUCAAGAUAGCUACUCUGUUGAAGUGAAGGAGAAUGAGGAAGGGAACCAAGCCAUUAUUAAAAUAGAAGCUUUAGACAAAGAUUUGGGAGCCAACAGCGAUGUGAGAUAUUCUAUUCUUACAGACACAAACCUCUUUACUAUCGACAGUGUGACCGGCAUAGUGAAGGCCCUUGAACCACUAGACAGGGAGAAACAAGACACACAUGUGCUCAAAAUAGAAGCCAGAGACCAAGCAGAACAUGAACCUCAAUUGUUUUCAACCGUGUUUCUAAAAAUAUUAGUGGAAGAUGUCAAUGACCACCCUCCAACCUUUAUUCCAGCUAACUAUCAUGUUAAAAUCCGAGAAGAUCUUCCCAUUGGAACUCUAGUUACAUGGAUUGAAGCUUAUGACCCUGACAUGGGACUUUCUGGCCAAGUUCGAUAUAGUCUUCUAGAAAAUGGUGAUGGCAAAUUUGAAGUAGACAAACUAAGUGGUGCCGUGCGGAUGGUACAAGAUUUAGAUUAUGAAGAAAGGCAGGUUUAUAAUCUAACUGCGCGGGCAAAAGACAGGGGAAAGCCCAAUUCCUUGUCAUCCACAUGCUACAUAAUUAUUGAAAUUAUUGAUGUGAAUGAAAACCUACAUACUCCCUUGUUUUCAAACUUUGUUGGCAAAGCAGUGAUAAGAGAGGAUGUCCCUAUCGGGACACCUGUGAUGACUGUGUUGGCCCAUGAUGAAGAUUCAGGAAGAGAUGGAGAGAUUCGAUAUUCAAUAAGAGAUGGCUCUGGAGUUGGAGUCUUUACCAUACAUGAAGAAAAAGGUAUUAUGCGGACAGCGGAUACUCUUGACCGUGAAACGACUUCUCAUUACUGGCUGACUGUUUAUGCUACAGAUCGAGGUGUUGUACCACUUUCAUCUUUCAUUGAAAUAUAUAUUGAAAUUGAAGAUGUUAAUGAUAAUGCAGCACAGACUUCGGAACCUGUUUAUUACCCAGAGGUCAUGGAGAACUCUCCCAAGGAUUUAUCAGUUGUGCAAAUUAAGGCAUUUGAUCCAGAUUCCAGCUCCGGUGACAAGCUGGCUUAUAAGAUUGCAAGUGGGAACCCUCAAGGAUUCUUUGCUAUCAAUCCAAAGACAGGUCUCAUAACAACUACAUCAAGAAAGCUUGACCGUGAACAACAAUCAGAACAUAUUCUUGAGGUUAUCAUUACAGACAAUGGAUACCCUCUAAAGUCCACUGUGUGCCGGGUCAUUGUAAAGGUGCUGGAUGAAAAUGACAACAAGCCUCAGUUCCUCCAAAAAUUUUACAAGAUCCAACUUCCCGAGCGUGAAAAAAUUGAUCGCGAUAAAAACACCAAGAGGGAUCCCAUAUACAGAGUUAUUGCUGUUGAUAAGGACGACGGUCCCAAUGCAGAAAUUUCUUACAGUAUUGAGGAUGGAGAUGAGCAUGGCAAGUUCUUCAUUGAACCCAAAACCGGAGUGGUUUCUUCCAAAAAGUCUUCUGCAGCAGGAGAAUAUGAUAUUCUUACGAUUAAAGCAGUUGAUAAUGGGAGACCUCAGAAGUCAUCUAGCACUCGACUGCAUAUUGAAUGGAUUGCAAAACCAACACUGCUAAUGGAACCGAUUUCCUUUGAAGAACCAUUUUUUACCUUCACUGUGAUGGAAAGUGAUCCUGUUGCUCAUAUGAUUGGCAUGAUAACUACACAACCUUUGGGCUCACCAUUGUGGUUUGACAUUACCGGUGGAAACUACGACAGCAGGUUUGAUGUGGACAAGGGCACUGGAACCAUCAUUGUUGCUAGACCUCUCGAUGCAGAACAGAAAUCUAAUUACAACUUGACAGUGGAGGCAACAGAUGGGACAAGAUCUAUCAGUACACAGGUUUUAAUUAAAGUUAUCGACACCAAUGACCACCGGCCAGAAUUUUCUACCUCAAAGUAUGAAGUGCUGAUCCCAGAAGACGUUAGACCGGAGACAGAGAUUUUGCAAGUCACUGCCACUGACAAAGAUGAGAAGAAUAAAUUGAUUUACACCUUACAGAGCAGCACUGACCCCGCUAGUGUGAAGAAGUUUCGAAUAGACCCUGCCACGGGCUCCCUGUACGUUGUAGAAAAAUUGGAUCACGAAGCAAUGCAGCAGCACAUUCUUACCGUAAUGGUGCGUGAUCAAGAUGUCCCUGUCAUGCGCAACUAUGCCAGGAUUGUUAUUAAUGUGACUGACACCAAUGACCAUGCCCCCUGGUUUACAAGCUCUUUUUAUGAAGGUCGAGUCUAUGAAUCAGCAGCUGUUGGAUCCGCUGUGCUCCAAGUCAUUGCAUUAGAUAAAGAUAAAGGGAAAAAUGCUGAAGUUGUUUAUUCCAUUGAGUCAGGGAAUACUGCAAAUGUCUUUUCAGUCGAUCCAGUAUUGGGUAUUAUAAAGACAACAAAAGAACUUGAUCGAAGCAUCCAAAGUCAGUAUGAGCUGGUAAUUAAAGCUUCAGACCAUGGAAUACCUACGAUGAGCCAGAUAACGUCCGUACAUAUCCUUGUCACAGUUUCAGACAAUGCAGCCCCCAAAUUUAUGAAGAAAGAGUACUCUGCUGAAAUCAGCGAAUCGGCACGAAUUGGAAGUUUUGUAGCAAUGCUUUCCACUCACAGCCAGUCUUCGGUUACUUACGAAAUCAAAACCGGAAAUAUACGGAAUGCCUUUGAGAUAAAUCCAAAUUCAGGUGUUGUCAUAACUCGAGACCAUCUUGAUUUUGAAACAAUGCAAUCUUUUACUCUUUCCAUUCAAGCUACAAACAUGGCUGGCUUGUCAUCUAAUACAACACUUGUUGUACAUCUUCGAGAUGAGAAUGACAACUUUCCAGUCUUUGUGCAGAGAGAAUACAGAGGACUUAUUAGUGAAUCUGCACCAGCUAACAGUGUUGUCCUAACUAAUGAAAACACCCCGUUGGUAAUUCGAGCCACUGAUGCUGACAGAGACACAAAUGCUUUGCUUGUUUAUCAAAUCGUCGAGCCAUCUGUCCAUAAAUAUUUUGCCAUUGACCCCAGCACUGGUGCGAUACGCACAUUAGUCACAUUAGAUUACGAACAGACAAAUAUAUUCCAUUUCACUGUUCAAGUACAUGACAUGGGCUAUCCACGACUGUUUGCAGAGUACUCAGCCAAUGUUACAGUAUACGUGGUUGAUAUCAACGACUGUGCUCCAGUGUUCUCAAAAGAGGUCUAUGAAGCCUCCAUAUUAAUACCAACAUACAAGGGGGUACGGGUUAUUACAGUUAAUGCAACAGAUGAUGAUUCCGGAUCAUUCUCAGACAUCAUGUAUUCUAUAGUUGAAGGUAACAUUGGAGAAAAGUUUGCUAUUGACCCUUUCAAAGGUGUAAUAACUAUCCAAAACACCAGUCCUUUAAGGAGUCGUUAUGAACUAAAUGUACGGGCUUCAGAUGGACGCUUCUCUACCCUUGCAUCAGUGAAAAUUAUUGUGAAAGAAAGUAAAGAAAGCUCAUUGAAAUUCACUCAGCGGACUUACUCUGCAUUCAUUCAAGAAAAUACAACUCAGAUAAAAACAUUAACUGUUAUUAGUGCAGUUGGCAGUCGCAUCAAUGAACCUUUGUUUUUCAAUAUUCUCAACCCAGAUAUCCGAUUUAAAAUUAGCCACACUUCUGGUGUCCUAUCAACCACAGGUAUACCAUUUGACAGAGAACAACAGGAUCUGUAUGAAAUAGUUGUGGAGGUCACCGAUGAGCAAAAGCCACCAAGAGUCGUGCAUGUCCUGGUAAAAGUAUUUGUUGAAGACAUCAAUGACAACAGCCCCGUAUUUGUCAAUCUUCCAUAUUAUGCAAUGGUACAGGUGGAUGCCAAAGUGGGUGAUAUUAUCCGCUAUGUUACUGCUGUAGAUAAAGAUAUUGAUAAAAAUGGAGAGAUACAUUACUCUCUCAAAGACUAUUCUCAGCACUUUCAAAUAGUGCCAUCAGGUGCUAUCUCACUGAAAAAAGAAUUUGAUCCCGAGGAAUUUAAUAAAGAAUAUGUUAUCACUGUUGUAGCAAAAGAUGGUGGAAGCCCUUCCUAUUCAGCCGAGGUUAUUGUUCCAAUUACAGUAAUGAAUAAAGCAAUGCCAGUCUUUGAAAAACCUUUUUACAGUGCAGUAAUAGCGGAAAAUGCCCAGCUCCAUAGCCCCGUUGUACACAUACAAGCCAGCAGUCCAGAAGGUCUCCGAAUAAUUUACAGCAUCACAGAUGGCGAUCCAUUCAAUCAAUUUAAUAUUAACUUCAACACAGGUGUAAUUAUUGUAUUUGCACCUCUUGAUUUUGAGUCCCACCCAGCAUAUAAACUGAGAGUCCGAGCAACAGACUCUGUAACUGGGGCACAUGCUGAAGUUUUUGUUGAUAUUAUCUUAGAAGAUGUAAAUGAUAAUGCACCCAUGUUCAAGCAGAGGGCAUAUUCGACUACCUUGUCUGAGGCUUCAGCAAUUGGAACAUCUGUUUUACAAGUAAUGGCCACAGAUGCUGACUCUGGUCAAAAUAAGGCCAUUUCAUACCACAUAGUGAGUAACCAUGGCAAUGCUUCACAAUAUUUCCACAUUGAUAGCAAUAGUGGACUCAUUGCAGUUGCCAAGCCACUGGAUUAUGAAUAUUUGCAUGUAUACAGUUUUUUAGUGAGGGCAGUGGACAGCGGAAUUCCUCCCUUAAGUAGCAUUGCCACUGUAAAUGUCAAUGUUAUUGAUCUGAAUGAUAAUCCCCCAGAAUUCACACAACUGGUUUAUGAAGCUAGAAUUAGUGAGCUUUCAAGUCAAGGAAGCUUUGUAACUUUUAUCAAAGCCACAGAUCCUGAUAGUUAUGACACUGAAAAAUUAGAAUAUUCUAUUCUUUCUGGCAAUGAAGAUGUGAAUUUUGUUAUUGACAGCAACAAUGGAAUAAUACGUGUUUCACACUUAAGGAAAAAUAUUCUACAAGCAUUCUACAUCCUCAAUGUCUCUGUUUCUGAUGGCGUAUUCAGAAGUUCAGCUCAGGUACACAUCGCUGUAAUAAGCUCCAAUUUGCAUAGUCCUACAUUCGGACAGAGUCAGUAUGAAGUAGAACUUUCAGAAAAUUCUCAAGUGCAUACCCUUGUGACAGAACUUAAAGCUAUUGAUGAAGACAUUGGAAUCUAUGGGCAGGUCACCUACCACAUUCUAAACGAGUAUGCUAAGGACAAUUUUUUCUUUAAUGAGAAAGGACAGUUGUUUACAGCAGAAAAACUUGACAGAGAAAGUCCAACUAACAAAGUCAUCCCUAUAAGUGUAAUGGCGAAGGAUGCUGGUGGAAAAGUUGGGUUCUGCUCGGUCAGUAUCAUUCUAACAGAUUCUAAUGACAAUGAUCCAAAGUUCCGUGCCUCCGAGUACAAGCUGAGCAUUGCAUCUGAUAUUCCGCGAGGUUCUACUGUUGUUAGAGUCUUGGCUUCUGAUGGUGAUGAGGGUGCAAAUGCUGAUAUAUCAUACAGCAUUGUGGCAAAGUCUGAAAGUGUUGCAGAAAAUUUUGAAAUCAGUCAACAUUCUGGAAUCAUUACCACCAAGGAAAGCUUAGUUGGAUUAGAAGAUGAAGUCUUUUCUUUUUUUGUUCAAGCAACUGAUGGUGGGUCACCACAUCGAGAGAGCAUUGUGCCAGUUAUGAUUCAGAUCCUUCCACCUGAAGUGCAGCUGCCAAAGUUUUCUGAGCCUUUUUAUACCUUAAGUAUCUCUGAAGACACUCCAGUUGGUACAGAGCUGGAUGUUAUCAGAGCAGAUAGUAGUCAGCCUGUAAUCUAUCAUAUCAGGAAAGGAAAUACCCUUGAGAGUAAUGUUGAUGACAUUUUUGUCAUCGACAAGCAAAAUGGCCGGCUAAAACUUGAGAAGAUGUUGGAUCAUGAAACAACUAAAUGGUAUCAGUUUUCAGUGUUAGCUCAAAGUAUUCAUGGAGAGCAUGAAGUAAUUACCUCUGUGGAUGUUAGUAUCCAGGUUAAAGAUGUCAAUGAUAAUAAGCCUGUAUUUGAAGCUAAUCCAUACGAGGCUUUCAUUGUGGAGAAUCUUGCAGCAGGGGCUACAGUCAUCCAGGUUAAAGCUGUCGAUGUGGAUUCAGGAUUCAAUGGACAUGUUUCAUAUAUGCUGGCACCAUCACAGGAGCCGCAAGAAAUUAAAGAUCUUUUCUCAGUAGACUUGGAAACUGGAUGGGUCACCACUCUUGCUGAGCUUGACCAUGAAAAAAUAAACAAAUACAACAUUGUAGUGGUUGCUUAUGACCAUGGUGAUAAAGUGCUGUCAUCAUCCACUAUAAUUGAGAUUACGGUGAUGGACAUAAAUGAUAAUCCUCCACGCUUCAGUGCAGAAAUAUACAAAGGUACAGUGAGUGAGGAUGACCCUCUAGGUGGUAUUAUUGCCAUUCUGAGCACCACCGAUGAUGAUACUGAAGAUAUCAAUAAAGAAACUACAAUGUACAUUACAGGAGGGGAUCCUCUGGGCCAGUUUGCAAUUGGAAAUAUGCAGAAUGAAUGGAAGGUGUAUGUUAAAAGAGCACUGGACAGGGAGGUAAAAGACAACUACCUACUAAACAUAACUGCCACUGAUGGAACGUUUGCAAGCAAGGCGGUGGUGGAAGUGAAGGUUCUUGACGCCAACGACAAUAUCCCAGUUUGUGAAAAGGAUUCCUAUUCUGAGACCAUUUCAGAAGAUGCUCCUUCCGGGAAACUAAUUCUACAAGUCUCAGCCACCGAUGCUGACAUUCGUUCCAACGCUGAGAUCAUUUACACAUUGCAUGGACUUGGCUCCGAGAAAUUUCACCUCAAUCCAUUUACAGGUGAACUGAAAACAUCAUUACCACUUGACCGUGAGAUCCAGGAAGUCUUCCAUCUCUUGGUGAAAGCUACAGAUGGAGGUGGCAACUUCUGUGAAGCCAGUGUUGAGCUGACAUUAGAAGAUGUAAAUGACAAUGCACCAGAGUUCUCUGCAGAUCCUUACAGCGUGACUGUGUUUGAGAAUACUGAACCCAAAACUCCGCUCACAAGGGUGCAGGCCAUAGAUGCUGAUACAGGACUAAACCAUAAGGUGCACUAUUCAUUAGUCAGCUCAGCAGAAGGUCAGUUCUCCAUUGAUGAGUCAUCUGGAAUAAUUACUUUGGAGAAACCUCUGGAUCGGGAGAUGCAAGCAGUGUACACACUUACAGUCAAAGCCAGUGACCAUGGAUUACCUCGGAAGCUGUCCUCAGUUACAAAUGUGUUGAUAUCAGUCUUGGACAUUAAUGAUAAUCCACCGGUCUUUGAACACAGAGAGUAUGGGGCUACAUUGUCAGAAGACAUAACAGUUGGAAACAAAGUUCUCCAGGUGUAUGCCACAAGCAGAGACAUUGAGGCUAAUGCAGAAGUUUCAUACCAGAUUAUCAGUGGCAAUGAGCAAGGAAAAUUCAGCAUUAACCCAGUAACAGGAGUUAUUUUUAUUAUUGAAAGUUUGGACCACGAAAGCGCAGCAGAAUAUUAUUUGACGGUAGAAGCAACAGAUGGCGGCACUCCACCUUUGAGUGAUGUUGCAACAGUCACCAUAAAUGUAACAGAUGUCAAUGACAACUCACCAGUGUUCAGUCAGAGCACUUAUAAUGCUGUGGUCGGUGAAGAUGCUGUAUCUGGUCAACCUGUCUUAAUGGUUGUUGCAGAUGAUGCUGAUGGACCUUUGAACAGUCACAUCCACUACUCAAUUACAGAUGGCAAUCUGGGGAAUACCUUUAUCAUUGAUCCUGUACGAGGGGAAGUUAAAGUGAAUAAACUUUUAGACAGGGAGAAGAUAUCUGGUUAUACCUUGAGAGUCCAAGCAGAGGAUAAUGGGAAUCCACCCAGAAGGAACACUACAACAGUUAACAUUGAUGUGUCAGAUGUCAAUGACAACCCUCCGUUAUUCUCUAAAGGGAAUUACAGUGUUAUAAUUCAGGAAAAUAAGGCGAUUGGCUUCAGCGUCCUGCACUUGGCGGUGACAGACAAGGAUUCUUCUCACAACGGUCCUCCUUUUACGUUUACGGUUUUAAGUGGGAAUGAAGAUAACACUUUUAAGAUCAACCAGCAAGGGGUGAUAACGACGUCGGCCACGCUUAACCGAAAAACCACUGAUCACUUUCUCCUGCAAGUUCAGGUGGCAGAUAAUGGGAAGCCACAGCUGUCAUCGGUGACAAACAUUGACAUACGGGUGAUUGAAGAGAGCAUCUACCCUCCAGCCAUUUUACCACUUGAAAUAUACAUCACAACAUUUGGAGAAGAGUACUCUGGGGGUGUGAUUGGAAAGAUUCAUGCCACGGACCAGGAUGUUUAUGAUACACUCACAUACAGCCUGGAUUCCAAAGUGGAAAAUCUGUUUUCCGUUUCAAGCACAGGGGGGAAACUGAUAGCACACAAGCGAUUGGAUGUUGGCCAAUAUCUGUUAAACGUCAGCGUUAGCGAUGGAAUGUUUACAACCUCAGCAGAUAUUACAGUUCAUAUCAAACAGAUAACCCAGGAGAUGCUAAAUCACAGCAUAACAUUCCGUUUUGCCCAUCUCUCUCCGGAAGAAUUUAUUGGAGAUUACUGGCGCAAUUUUCAGAGAACGUUGAAAAAUAUUUUGGGAGGGCGCAAAAUUGAUGUCCACAUUCUUAGCCUGCAACCCUCUGACCCACCUGCUAGCCUGGACGUCCUGCUGGCUGUAGAUAAACCAGGCAGUAUGCGUUUUGUUCCAAAACUUCUUAUCCAAAAGAUAAAUGCUUCUGUAGCUGAGAUCGAAGACUUCAGUGGGGUUAAAAUCCUUGAGGUCUUCCAUAAGCUCUGUGCUGAUGUGGAUUGUCCCCUGAGGUUUUGUGAUGAGAAGAAAUCUGUAGAUGAGAAUGUCAUGUCAACACACAGCACAGCAAGGCUAAGCUUUGUGACUCCAAGACACCUGCGAAAAUCUGUCUGCUUGUGCAAAGGAGGGAAAUGUCCAAUUUUGAACAGUAUUUGCGAAGGAAAUCCAUGCCCAGAGGGUAUGGAAUGUGUUGUAAAUGCAAAUGAAGAGAAGUACAACUGUGUCUGUCCAGAUGAACGGCAAUGCAAUAUGGGUUCAUCUGUAACAUUUAGUGGGAACAGCUAUAUAAAAUACCGAUUACUGGAAAAUGAAAACAAGGAGGAAAUGAAGCUGACGAUAAAGCUGAGGACAUACUCCGCACAUGCCGUUGUCAUGUAUGCCAGAGGAACAGAUUACAGCAUUCUUGAGAUCCAAGGAGGAAAACUGCAAUACAAGUUUGAUUGUGGCAGCGGUCCUGGAAUUGUGUCUGUGCAAAGUAUUCACAUCAAUGAUGGCCAGUGGCAUACUGUGUCAUUAGAGGUGGACGGUAACUAUGCCAGACUGGUCUUAGAUCGUGUCCAUACUGCCUCGGGUACUGCACCUGGAACUCUGAGAACACUCAAUCUGGACAAUUAUGUAUACUUUGGAGGCCACAUGCGCCAGCAAGGAGCAAAACAUGGAAGAGGCGCCCAAGUCAGCAAUGGCUUCAGAGGAUGCAUGGACUCUGUGUAUCUGAAUGGUCAGGAUCUCCCCCUUCAUAGUAAAUUAAAGAACGCGGCACUAAUAGAAGAGUCUGUGGACAUAACUCCAGGAUGCUCUCUAACUGCCGCCGAUGCCUGCACAGGCAAUCCUUGCCACAAUGGUGGUGUGUGCUCCCCCCUGUCUAAUGGAGGUUACUACUGUAAAUGUACGUCGUCAUAUGUGGGCACACAUUGCGAAAUAAGUGUCAAUCCCUGUGCCACUAACCCUUGCCUGUAUGGUGGUACCUGCAUUGCCGUUAAGGAUGACUUUAUCUGCCAUUGUAGAGGAGAGUACACAGGCCAGAGAUGUCAGUUAGGACCAUACUGCAAAGACAACCCCUGUAAGAACAGUGGGAGAUGUAUUGACAGCUUGGAUGGCCCUGCGUGUGAAUGUGAACCUGGUUUUCAUGGAGAAAGAUGCCUAAACGAUGUUGAUGAAUGCACCGAUAACCCAUGCCCCAACGGUGCCCUUUGUGAAAACACCUAUGGAUCUUACACUUGUAACUGCAGCAAUGGUUAUGGUGGGAAACAUUGCACAGAAAUUGCCCUCAAUAAGUAUGUUUCAACCUCCUGGAACAUUGGCCUAGCGGAGGUCAUUGGGAUAAUUGUCUUCAUAGCAGGCAUCUUCUGUCUGGUUGUAAUUUUUGUCGUUUGCCGAGUAGUGGCCAGUAAGAAGAAGAAGAGGCAGCAGGAAUCAGUGGACAAACACUCUGGGGUAUCUUCUGCAUUUUUACAAAGGCCGUUCAUGGAUCCUAAAUUGAACAAGAAUAUCUAUGCUGAUAUCCCUCCCCAGGUACCUGUCCGCCCUAUAUCCUACACUCCAAGCAUUCCAAGUGACUCCAGAAAUAACUUGGACCGAAACUCCUUUGAAGGAUCCACCAUUCCAGAACACCCUGAAUUUAGCACUUUCAAUCCAGACUCUGUACAUGGACAUAGGAAAGCUGUAGCAGUCUGCAGUGUUGCUCCAAACCUGCCACCUCCGCCUCCAUCUAACUCCCCCUCUGAUUGUGACUCAAUCCAAAAGUCAAGUUGGGAAUUUGACUAUGAUGCUAAGGUCGAUCUUGACCCAUGUCUUUCAAAGAAGUCUCUGGAUGAAAAGCCUGGUCAUCUAUACAAUCCGCGCGAAAGCAUGUCUGAAAUUCAGUCACUUAGUUCCUUCCAAUCAGAGUCCUGUGAUGAUAAUGCUUCCAUUGUGACAGUAAUACACCUAGUCAAUGCUGUUGUUGACUCGGUGGAAAAAGAAGAGUCAUUUGCAGUUCCUGAAGUCAGGAAUUCAAGAGGCUACCACUGGGAUACUUCAGACUGGAUGCCUAGUGUCCAACUGCCGGAUAUUAAGGAAUACCCUCAUUAUGAAGUUGUUGACAAACCUGCUUCUCAUUACACAGACCCUAAUGUCCUCGAUACAGAUUAUUAUCCUGGAGGUUAUGACAUAGAAAAUGACUUUCCACCUCCACCAGAAGACUUUCCUUUGCCAGAUGAGCUUCCUCCACUCCCUCAUGAGUAUAGUGAACAGGCAGAUUCCAUGCAGCCACUCAGAGAAAUGUCUACUGUAGGCAGCUUGGGUUCCUCAACAAAAAGUAAUCAGAGAUUCAACCCGAAUAAGUACCUUCCACAUCACCAAUAUCCAGCGAGUAUGUCAGAACCUCAAAACACAACCAGUGGAGAUAGCAAUAGUUACAGAGAGCCUUAUUCUACAUCUUACAUAAUAGGGUACAACAGAGACUUCCAAGUCCCCAUGGUGGACAACAUGUCCAUGUCUGGAUACACCUCUGCAGCUUCAUGCACUGACGUGUCUGCGUGCUGUGAAAUGGAAUCAGAGGCCAUGAUUAGUGACUAUGAGAGCGGCGAUGAUGGCCACUUUGAAGACGUGACAAUUCCUUCCCUGGAUUCCCAGCAUCACACCGAAGUUUAACAGCAUCAAAAGUGCCUGGACAUUUGUUAGCUUCAACAUUUCAUAGCGAACUCAUAUCUUCUCAUUAUAUUUUUGUUUUGUUGUUUCUUUAGCAUUAUUGUUUUCCUUUUUUUUUAUUUUUGUUGAUUUGGUGAACAUCUAUCUGGCAUAGUUGCAAUACACCAUGCCGUGUAUACGAGUGUGUACGAUGUAUUUAAUUUCUGGAUCUGCAAGAAUGAAGACAAAUAAACCAUUUGGAUAGGCUACUUCCACUUCACUUUUUUAGAUUUCUAUUUUAUUUUUUCUUAACCAUAUGUUUUUAUUUUUGAGAGAAAUACCACUACAUCAUGGUAGCAUGACAUGUGUAUUUAUAAAGUACGAAAUAUUAUUUUAACUUUUUUCCACUUGUAAAUGUAAUGUACAGUUUUGAUUUCAAUAGCAUUAACUAGAUUUUUGUAGAUAUUUUGUGGAUUUAUUUCCUUUGGAACAUGAGUUAUUUCAAGAUUUGCCCUAUAUUAGUCAGUAGAUUGUUUCUAUAACCUGGGCUUUGCUGUAUCUCUAUAUUCCACUGAGGUUUUUGACUUCUGAAAUUGAACAGUUUCCAGGUAUAACUGCAGCAACGACUGAAUAUAUUUGAGGCUAAGCCUGAUCCUGUUUAGAUCAAAAUGAAGAUGUCUUCACAAAACAAUCUGUAUUUUGGAAUAUUUUCCCUACUUGGAAAGUGUAUUGGGGACCCACUGCAUACCCGUUUAGAACCAAAAUCACCACGACACGGUUUUUAUGGUGUCUGUAUAUUUGUGAUGCAAUGGUCUUGUAAAGGUUUUUACUGAAAACUACCAUUAGCCGGUCUUUCUUACUGACAAUAAAUUAUUUUAAAAAA